Messenger RNA from Clunio marinus, 1503 nucleotides. The record is from the annotation of a GenBank genome assembly. NCBI's taxonomy places the organism in Eukaryota, Metazoa, Arthropoda, Insecta, Diptera, Chironomidae.
AUGUUGGUAUUGGCUGCAUUAAUUUUUAUAUUUGGUUUAGUCUUAUACUAUCACAUUAAAAUGCCAUAUAAAUUUCCUCCAGGUCCAUCAUUUAAUAUUCCAAUUAUCGGACAUUCUCAUCUUGUGAGAAAGCUUUCCAAAAAGUACGGUGGACAACAUAAAGCAUUCGAGAGUCUCUUAGAAAAGUACGGUGGUCCAAUUUUGGGUUUAAAGUUAGGCAGAGAAUUGGUGAUUGUUGCCUUUACUUAUGACAUUGUCAAAGAGAUUCACACAAGAGAAGAGUUUGAUGGUCGACCCGAUAAUUUCUUUCUUAGACUUCGAACAAUGGGAACAAGACUGGGCAUCACAUGCACUGAUGGAAAAUUAUGGAACGAGCAAAGAAGCUUCGUGGUAAGACAAUUAAGAAAUGUUGGCUAUGGAAAGUCUAAGAUGGAAGAUCAAAUUCAAAGUGAAUUGAAAGAACUCACUCAACUUAUUGAAGAUUUCGAUGGCAAACCUGUUUGGCCGAUGAAAGAACUGCUUCCGCCAAGUGUAAUUAACAUUUUAUGGGUCUUCACAACUGGGAAGAGAAUUCAUCGUAAUGAUGAAAGACUUUUAAAUUUCCUAAAUUUACUUCAAAAGAGAUCUAAGGCAUUUGACAUGUCUGGCGGUAUUUUAACUUCAAUGCCUUACUUGAGAUUCUUUGCACCUGAAAAAACUGGCUACAAUUUAAUUAAAGGUUUGAAUGCAGAAUUUUACAAAUUUUUCAUGGAAAUCAUCGAAGAACAUCUUGCAACUUAUAGUGAAGAAAAGUCGAAUGACGAUUUAAUUUACGCUUACAUCAAAGAGAUGAAAGUUCAAAAAGAAAAUCCCGACACAUCUUUUACACUUCUUCAGUUAGUGAUGAUAAUUCUUGACAUUUUCAUUGCUGGUUCACAAACCACCAGCACAACAAUAGAUUUGGCAUUGAUGGUGACUUUAAUGCGACCAGAUCUACAUGAAAAGUGCGUUAAAGAAAUCAACGAAGUUUUGGGAAGGAAUGAAACGCCGAGUUAUGCUUUACGAUCCCAAAUGCCGUUUAUUGAAGCAAUGAUACUUGAGGUUCAAAGAUUCUUUCAUGUCACUCCUUUAACAGGACCUCGUCGUGUUUUAAAAACUUGUGAACUUGGUGGAUACAGAAUUCCUAAGGAUUCAACUGUCCUGAUAAGUUUAAGAUCUGUUCAUAUGGAUCCAGAAUUUUGGAAAGAUCCAGAAGUGUUCCGACCUGAGAGAUUUCUUGAUCAAAACAUGAUAGUUAAGAAUUUAGACAGAUUAAUUCCUUUCGGAGCUGGAAGACGAAAGUGUCUCGGUGAUCAACUUGCAAAAGCAUGCAUCUUCACAUUUUAUGUCGGAAUUCUACAGAAAUUCAAUUUAAAAUCUGUAGAAAAUGAAUUUCCUUCAUUAGAUUUACUACCGGGAAUAAUUCUCAGUCCUAAGCCUUAUAAAGUGAUUUUUGAAAAGAAAUUUUAAGGAAGUGAAUUUAAA